UCAUCUUGAUGGGGCUGCUUCUCAAUCACGGCUUGAAAAUCAAAGAUUAGACAUAGGAAGGAAAUAAUUAAACGCUCAAGUGAUUAUCAUAAGGAUACCUCGGUCAACCCUGUUAUAUCAUGGCGUUUUUGGCAGUCACACGUUGUGUGAUCAUUUUGUUGGGAUUCAUCAGCCUCUCAGAAGCAAACAAGGACACCUGUGAUCUAUAUGCUGGAGUUGGACAGAGUCUGACUCUGCAGUUUGUCUAUGAUGGACUGGCAAACAUGCAUGUGCUGAGAUGGACUCAUAACAGCACAAUCAUCUUCUACAGAGAACGAGGCAGAGUGUCUGUCGGAAAGUCAGAGGACAUCUCUGCAACUGGAUCUCUUUUUCUAAAAAACAUACAAACUUCAAGUGCCGGGAUUUACCAAGUAAAUGUGCUGCAUCCGAAUGGUACACUGGCUAAAGCAUGGACAGGCCGUGUCUGUAUAAUGGACAAGGUGUCAAAACCUCAAGUCACUUACAUUUGUGACCCCAAAACUGGUGCUGUUAAUCUAAACUGCCAAGUGGCUAAACCUCAGGGUUUGCUGUUCUCGUGGACACUCGACGAAAAGACUUUAACAAGUGAAACAAGACAAACCCUGAGCAUAUCACUGGCACAGCUGAAAGGGGACAAGAGAUUUACAUGUAGUGUGGCAAACAAAGUCAGCAAGGAGAAGAGUGACACUGUCCGUCCAGCCUGCAAAAGUCCACCACCACCAGCUUUGCUCUGUUUUCCAUUCAAAAUUGUUGUUGCAGUGCUGGCAGGAGGAGCAGGUCUGAUUCUACUUUUUCUCACCAUAAUUAUCGCAUUAUGUUGCUGCCACAGACGAAACAAAAUCCAAAUGGGACACAGGGAUAAAGGAGAGCUGAGGAUGCUUUCUCUAAGCAAGCGAGAGCCCGACUCCAUCAGCCCAGAGUAUGAGACAAUGCACCCGACUGAGGACUCUACACCCCCGUGUGCCAUGUCUUCACCCAGAGCCUGUUACGAGAGUGUUGCUCAGCCUGAAGCUCAGACUGAAAGUAGGCCUGCACAGCUGUCCGCAGCUGCGGAAGGACAAGAGCCUUCACCUGUGCCCAAGCCGAGGACGAAGGCUCCCCAGACAACAAACAACUAAAUGUGCCUUUUUCUCUCAAACCAUCCAUCCCAGGAAUUCCCAAGAAUAAAGACAAAAGGCAUGUUCUUAGCCUAAUAACAUACACGUGAACAAAAAUAAAGGUAAUUGCUGGAGAAAAUGUCUUAAUGUCUAAUCCAUAUUGUUUAUCACUUCAAAAGUUUAGUGGCUCACUGGGCUAAGUUAUAAUGUGCUUGAGUUGGCAGUUUUUUUUGGAUAUUAACCAUAAAUGUGAUAUAAUGUCUUGUGUGAAGUUGGGUGGUAAAUGUUUUUGUUUUAGCUGUUAGUGGUGGGUGUUAAGAUUUGGUGGGGAGUAUGAAUGUGGCAUUUUAUCCUUGAUACACAUUAUAAAACAAGAAAUUGUGAUGGAUAUUUUUCAAUGUGAACACAUAAUUGUCAUUUGUUAAUGAUACUGGUGGUUUGAACUGUUGGUGUGUUUUAUUAUGACUUCUUUUACUGUAGAGCUAAUGUACUUCUGUGUUAUGAAUACAUUUCCAAACAAAAAUGUUUUUCUAAAAUGUUUAGCAUAAUAGAUUAAAGGAUAUAACUGGUGAUAUUCAAUAUUUUUUGUUAUUGUCAACAAUUCCCAUGAAAAUACCAAUAAAAGCAGAGCACUGUUUUGUCCUUCAGCACUUUUUAACUUCCUGAAACUUGCUUGUGGCACUCAGCUCUAAAU
Plectropomus leopardus (leopard coralgrouper) is the source of this 1809-nucleotide messenger RNA. RefSeq names its product T-cell surface antigen CD2-like. Gene Ontology annotation, cellular component: cell-cell junction; membrane. Lineage: Eukaryota; Metazoa; Chordata; Actinopteri; Perciformes; Serranidae. The record is from RefSeq and is a predicted model, not a curated record.